CCGGCCGGGGCGCGUUGAGCUGGGGCGGUGCUGGUGUCGAGGCAGCGAUGCGGGAGGUGGCUGGGAAGUGGCGGCCUCUGGUCGCCGUCCUGCUGUUACUGCUGCCGCCGCUACUGCUCGGAGUGGCGAAGUCGGCGCGCUGGGCUGGGCAUCGCUACACGCCCGACUGGCGGAGCCUGGACUCCCGGCCGCUGCCGGCCUGGUUCGACGAGGCCAAGUUCGGGGUGUUCGUGCACUGGGGCGUGUUCUCGGUGCCCGCCUGGGGCAGCGAGUGGUUCUGGUGGCACUGGCAGGGCGAGGGGCUGCCCCAGUACCGGCGCUUCAUGAGCGAGAACUACCCGCCCGGCUUCAGCUACGCCGACUUCGGGCCGGAGUUCACGGCGCGGUUCUUCGAGCCGGAUAAGUGGGCCGACCUCUUCCAGGCCGCGGGGGCCAAGUAUGUGGUCUUCACGACAAAACAUCAUGAAGGCUUCACAAACUGGCCAAGUCCUGUGUCUUGGAACUGGAACUCUAAGGACGUGGGCCCCCAUCGUGAUUUGGUUGGUGAGUUGGGAGCAGCUGUCCGGAAUAGGAACUUGCGCUACGGCCUCUACCACUCACUCUUAGAGUGGUUCCAUCCACUUUACCAACUGGAUAAGAAAAAUGGCUUCAAAACUCAGAAUUUUGUCAAUGUGAAAACAAUGCCAGAGCUCUACCACCUUGUUAACACCUACAAGCCGGAUCUCAUCUGGUCCGAUGGCGAGUGGGAGUCUCCCGAUACUUACUGGAACUCCACGGGUUUUCUCUCUUGGCUCUACAAUGACAGCCCCAUCAAGGCUAAGGUGGUGGUCAAUGAUCGGUGGGGUAAGAACUCUUCCUGCCACCACGGCGGGUACUACAACUGUCAGGACAAGUUCAGGCCGCAGCACCUGCUGGGCCACAAGUGGGAGAUGUGCACCAGCAUCGACAAGACUUCCUGGGGCUAUCGCCGCGACAUGACCAUGGCCGACAUCACCAGCGAAUCUGAGAUCAUUUGGGAGCUGGUUCAGACAAUAAGUUUGGGAGGCAACUAUCUUCUCAACAUCGGACCAACUAAAGAUGGACUGAUCCCUCCCAUCUUCCAAGAAAGGCUUCAUAGUAUUGGCAGGUGGCUGAAUGUCAACGGGGAGGCCAUCUAUGCCUCCAAACCAUGGCGGGUACAAUUCGAAAAUAACUCGUCUGUGUGGUAUACCUCACAGGAAUUAGCGGUUUAUGCCAUUUUUUUACGUUGGCCAGAAAAUGGAAUCCUAAACCUUGUAUCCCCCGUAACCACAUCGGCUACGAAAAUAACGAUGCUAGGAAUACAGGGAGAUCUGAAAUGGGUCGAACGUCAGGAAGAAGGUCUCCUCAUCUCUCUGCCCCUGUUGCUGCCCUCUGCUCUCCCAGUGGGGUCUGCUUGGACUAUAAAGCUGAGAGGAGUGGAGUGAUCGUAGGAGUUCAUGUGAUGUAGGGACUCCGCCUGCUGGUUGCUUUGAUUUUCUUCUUAUAGUACCGUCAUUACAAUAAAGUAAUUUCUUCCCCACCCAGAGA
This is a messenger RNA of Sciurus carolinensis (gray squirrel), 1548 nucleotides long. It is a transcript of the gene Fuca1, whose product is annotated as alpha-L-fucosidase 1. Gene Ontology annotation, biological process: fucose metabolic process; glycoside catabolic process. The record is from RefSeq and is a predicted model, not a curated record. The coding region runs from base 48 to 1445 and encodes 465 amino acids. Gene Ontology annotation, cellular component: lysosome. Lineage: Eukaryota; Metazoa; Chordata; Mammalia; Rodentia; Sciuridae. The transcript has 8 exons. Gene Ontology annotation, molecular function: alpha-L-fucosidase activity.